This is a messenger RNA of Diuraphis noxia (Russian wheat aphid), 1429 nucleotides long. RefSeq names its product optix (gene Optix). Lineage: Eukaryota; Metazoa; Arthropoda; Insecta; Hemiptera; Aphididae. Gene Ontology annotation, molecular function: RNA polymerase II cis-regulatory region sequence-specific DNA binding; DNA-binding transcription factor activity, RNA polymerase II-specific. Gene Ontology annotation, biological process: regulation of transcription by RNA polymerase II. Gene Ontology annotation, cellular component: transcription regulator complex; nucleus. The record is from RefSeq and is a predicted model, not a curated record.
UAAUAUUGUAUACAUAGUUCGUCGUCGUAUAGUAUUAAUAAUAUUUAUCGCAAAUAUUACACUGUUAUUAUAUUGUGGUCGUUCAAAUCUCUACGCGUACGUUCCGAUCGUUUUUAACCGUGUACACCCGCGAUUCAUCCGAAGUACAUSAUACUAUAUUAAGUUGUAGUACCAAUUAUCCGUUGAUAUAGUGUAUACCUACGUUUCCUUCGUUCUUGUCGCGGACUCUGAAAAUCCUGCGUUGGCGACGAUCGUCGAAUAAUAAUACUUUGUUUAACGCAUAAUAUUAGUAUUUUACACACCAAUUAUUAGUUUACCGGCGCCGCUCAUCGUGCUGCAGCAGCUGCAAUUGCACUGCGACAUCCGCGCGUAUAUUCUGUUGUUUCCGUGGCUGGCGCGUGGCAUGUAGAGCGAUGGCACUGGGCAUAUCUUCGACGCCCACCGACUCGUCGUCGGGCCGGGGAUCGCCAGUGAGCCCGAUCAGCAGCCCGGUGACGCCGCUGGCCACGCGGCUCGCGCCCAUGCCGCCAAUGGUUCCCAAUCCCAUGUUCGGGCUGCCCAUGCUCAACUUCAGCGUGUCGCAGGUGGCCAGCGUGUGCGAGACGCUCGAGGAGAGUGGUGACAUCGAGAGGCUGGCCCGGUUCCUGUGGUCACUGCCCGUCGCCCACCCCAACAUUGUCGAGCUGAACAAGAGCGAAGCCGUCCUCCGAGCCCGGGCCAUUGUGUCGUUCCACAGCGGCAACUACCGUGACAUGUACACCAUACUGGAACACCACAAGUUUACCAAGGACUCGCACGGGAAGCUGCAGGCCAUGUGGCUGGAAGCCCACUACCAGGAGGCCGAGAAGCUCCGUGGCCGGCCGCUGGGCCCGGUCGACAAGUACCGCGUCCGCAAGAAGUUCCCGUUGCCCCGGACCAUAUGGGACGGCGAGCAGAAGACACACUGCUUCAAGGAGCGCACCAGGAGCCUGCUCCGUGAAUGGUACCUCCAGGACCCGUACCCCAAUCCUACCAAGAAGAAGGAGCUGGCCCAGGCCACUGGACUGACGCCCACGCAGGUGGGCAAUUGGUUCAAAAACCGYAGACAACGUGAUAGAGCGGCAGCGGCCAAAAACAGGAUGCAACAGCAGCAGUUCGCCGCCCAGUUAGCGCAUUCGGGCGGUCGGCACUUGAACCUCCGGCGGUCCAUGUCACCGGGUGCGGUCAGUACCACCGGGUCCGACCGCAUCGGCCUCACCAACCCGUCGCCGUGCACGUUACCGCAACCGCUGGCGCUGCACAGACCGUUCACGUGAUACAGCCCGCCUCACCCGCCGAUCACCGCCGGCUGGUGACGCGCCUUCYGCCGACGACGCGCACGGUUUGAUUUGUUCAUUUUUGGUCGUUUCGUUUUCUCUCUCUCACUGUUUAUAACCACGACGAUGACAAC